Nematostella vectensis (starlet sea anemone) is the source of this 2123-nucleotide messenger RNA. RefSeq names its product leucine-rich repeat-containing protein 74A. The record is from RefSeq and is a predicted model, not a curated record. NCBI's taxonomy places the organism in Eukaryota, Metazoa, Cnidaria, Anthozoa, Actiniaria, Edwardsiidae. Bases 605 to 1795 code for a protein of 396 amino acids. The transcript is spliced from 3 exons. Gene Ontology annotation, molecular function: protein binding.
CCAUUCUUCGAGACAAAAAAGGAGAAGUAAGGUCCCGCCAACCUCGUCCCCAGACGCCAUAUUGAAAAUUACCCAGAAGACCCUAGGGACGAGGUUGGGUCCCGGCGGCUUAUUAGAACGGUAAAAAAUAUGUAUAUAUUUAAAAACUCCAAUAUUUUAGAGCAUGUUUGCCGAAAACUAUGUAUGUUGCUUAUGUCAGAAAAAAAAUUACUUCUUCAGUUUGUAUAAUACAAAAGUGACUAUUUUAACAUGAGAUUGUACACAAGAGUUUUAUAUUCGAUUUGAUAUCACAUUUCACCUGCAAAUUUACAAUGUGACCAAAUACAAUAAUGGUUACUAUGCCAAUCAAGUAACGACAGAAAAGUAUAUUCGUAGGAUAAAUCUUAAACGUAAAGUCUGUAAAGUCGUAAAGGCUGUAUUUUUAAACUUGCAUUGAAUCAAAUCUCCCUCAAAUUCAAGGCGUAAAUUUAAGCCAACUGGAAGAUCGCCGAGAAGGCCUGGACCGAAGCUAGUGUCACAAGCUCGGGGAAAAGCCGUGUCUCAUACGAACCUCUUGAUUCACCUGAACCGCGUGUUAAAAAAGUACGAGGAUGAGAAGAAAGUCAUGAAUGAAGACGAGGAGUCAACAGCCUUGCAAGCGGAUGACCUACAGGAGAAGAUCUACCGCCUCGACAGAGCCGACCGAGACACGGAGGUUCAAGAAGCAUGUCAAGUUCUUGAUUUAGACUCUAAGGAGGAGUUUUUCAGGAGAUGCGAGAAUUUGGGAAUUCCGCCAUUCGCGAUGACGUAUUUUUUAGACAACAUGGCGCGUUAUGUCACUGAGCUGGUUAUGAGAAAUCUAGGGAUAGCUCCUGAAGGCGCGGCUGCUGUGGCGGAGAUUUUGGCGGGAAAUUCGAGUGUGCGCGUGCUUGAUUUGUCAGUGAAUGGAAUCCAAAACAAAGGAGCAUUUGCUGUGGCGCAAUUACUGGAGCACAAUCAAUGGAUCACGGACCUCAACAUCUCUGAGAAUAAUCUCUCUAAAUCAGGCCUCGACUCAAUAGGAAACAUGCUUAUUUUGAAUAACACUUUGACUUGUCUGGAUGUUUCUAGAAAUAGUUUCACGUGUGACGACAUUCAUUUCCUUACGAACGUUUUACAGACUGCGGACGCUCUACUUUUUUUAGACUUGCGCCAUAAUGCCUUCAAGGAAAAGGCAGGGCUGUACUUAGGCGAAAUGGUCAAGAAAAAUACCUCGUUGCGUGAACUGUACAUAGGAUGGAACCACUUUGGUGACGAGGGCGCCAAGCACUUAUGCGCGGGUUUACAAGAAAAUCGUUCGCUAGAAAUACUUGAUAUCUGCUGGAAUGAAAUCGGUCGUGAUGGUGCUGGCUACAUUGCAGAAUUCAUAGAAAAUAACGGCAGAUUGGUCGAGUUAAAUCUCGAUAACAACCACAUCACUGAUCAUGGUUUGCGCAGCAUCGCGAGGGGGCUCGAAGUUAACGAAACACUGAGGCUUCUAAAAGUGGGCUUCAAUUUGAUAACCUCUAGUGGAGCUUGCAAGAUUCUAGAGUGUCUUUGCUUAAAUCCUCAUUCAGCCCUUGAGACCUUGCACCUAGCGGAGGUUGAAGUGACGUCUGCUUUUGAGGACUUGUUUUGGCGGGUGAAGGUUAAGAAGCCUUUGUUCCGCGUACUUGAGAUGAGCUCGCCCGGUGGCGAUCAUUACCACUUUCAGAAGCCUCCAAGUGCACUUGCGAUGUUGGAUGACUAUCUACAGCGGAACGGGUUUAGCAACGAGACAGAUGAGCAAACUUCUUGAGUUGACCAAUAGGCGACUUGAACUAAGACACCACGUGACUUUUUUGGGUAGCAAACUUUUCGUGCUCCGGCUUUUUGCGGCAAAAUAACAAAAACUAAUAAUCAACUUAUUCAGCGCUUAGGAAUUAGCCAGAAAGUUUCAAUAUCAGAGAGGACUAAUAUUUAUUGAAAGAUUAUUAUUUUCGUCUCUCUUUUGCGUGGUGGCCGUGUUUAUUUUGGAGCAAGUUUGCAAGAUCGACUAUAAAAUUAAAGUUGUGUUUUAUACGAACUUUCAUAAAAGGAUGAUUCCGUCAUGUUUUGGUACGCAUUAAAGCAUUACUUUAACCACG